This is a messenger RNA of Halteromyces radiatus, 618 nucleotides long. RefSeq lists its product as uncharacterized. Gene Ontology annotation, cellular component: mitochondrion. The record is from RefSeq and is a predicted model, not a curated record. Lineage: Eukaryota; Fungi; Mucoromycota; Mucoromycetes; Mucorales; Cunninghamellaceae. The coding region runs from base 74 to 544 and encodes 156 amino acids. The transcript is spliced from 5 exons.
CCUCCACUUUUUUUUUUCUUCUUUCUUUCCACCCUUUCAUCUAUACAUAUACACACUCUCUCGCUCACUUAUCAUGACCUUUGUACAAUUACUUCGUUCACAAACACCCAGACUCAAACAUUCAACAUCUUUACGUACAGUCAUUUCUAAACGAUGGGCUUCAACCAAUACAACUGGGGAAGCGGUCAAAGAAGAAACUUUUAAUAACAAUGUCUGGCGUAAUACCAUCCUUCUGGCUAUUGCUGGCUUUAUUUGGUACCGUAUCGAUGAACGAGUAACAGACCAAGGUGAUGAAAAACAUCCCGUCACCAACUGGAUUGAAUAUCAUAUGAACAAAAGCCAAGAUAACGAUCAGAUUGCUGAAACAAACUUUGAUAAUGCUAAAAAAAUUGCCGAAUACAAAUUGGUCUAUCAAGAUGCUCAACGACCUCCCAUCUAUCGUAUGCGAUAUCCAGAAACCUUUGAAAGAUCAAGUCCUCGUGCAUUGGUAACAGGUAACAACUGCGACCUUUCCGACGUAAAGAUUCGACAGAACACAGAAUAGUGUAGAUAAGUUGACACCCUUGAUUAUUUGGAACACGAUGUAGCAAAUAAAAUUGAACUGUUUUUGAAACCCAA